AUGUGUGGUCGAUGUGAGUGUAAUGCUGCUGCUCUAUGGGAAUCUUUACAACAGAGAAGCAGAGUUAUGAAGUUCUUGAUGGGUCUUAAUGAAGCUUUUGAGCCAACUCGUCGCCAUAUCUUGAUGAUGAAACCUAUUCCUUCUCUUGAAGAUGCAUUCAACAUGGUUGCGCCAGAUGAACGCCAGAAGUCCAUUAAGCCAAGCUCGAGGCAGGACAAUGUUGUUUUUCAGAACUCUGGGCCUCAUAAUAAUAGUCAUUCUUUGUCAACUGAGAGUCUUUCUGAUAAUGCUGCUUUUGCUACUCAAUAUAACAACACUUAUCGUCCUCGCCAACGUCCGGUUUGUACUCAUUGUGGUCAGCUUGGUCACGUCAUUCAAAAGUGCUUCAAGCUUCAUGGCUAUCCUCCAGGGCACAAGUUUCACAUAGCUCCGGGACAACAACAAUCCUCUCCGCAGUCUCGUGGCCAGAAUCAGAAUCGUACUCACUCUCAGUCUUUUCAGAAGACUAACACAGUGGCGAAUGUGAUGACUGCCUCUCCUCUUUACUUGCCAGCUCCUGCCACGAAUGCGAUCAACAUCGAUCUCAGUCAACUCAAUACUGAUCAAUUCCAGACUCUGAUUCAACAGCUCCAAAGUCAUGUUAAGCCUCCUGAGUCUCAUGUUCCCGUUCAACGUGCGUCUAUUACUGAGGGAGGUCAUAUGGUUGCUAAAUCGUCUGCUGGUAUCGUCUCUUUUCCAUCUUCUAAUAUCCCUUUUCCUUCUUCUAGCCUUCGCUUUGAGAACAAUUGCCUUACUUUCCAACAUCAGUGUUUAUCUUCUCUUUACAAUUCCUUACCAAGUGGUUCUUGGAUAAUUGACAGUGGAGCCACAACUCAUGUUUUCUCUGAUCUGUCUUUGUUUAGUGAGACCUUUCCGGUGUCCGGUGUUACAGUCUCUCUCCCUAAUGGCAUUAGAGAAAAAAUUAGUCAUAGAGGCACCGUGCAUAUUCAUUCAUCAUUGACAUUGCAUAAUGUUCUGCAUAUUCCUUCAUUUCGCUUCAAUCUCAUCAGCGUUAGUAGCUUGCUUAAACAUGAUAAUCGUUCUGUUCAUUUUAAUGCUGAUCAUUGCAUUAUCCAGGAGUCUAUUCAGGGCUUGAUGAUUGGUAGAGGCACUCUUAUCAACAAUCUCUACAUUCUUCAAGUCACUGCUGCUCCUUCUUCCAAUUUCUGUGGAUCCUUGCAUGACGAUGGUCUUCUUUGGCAUCAACGCCUUGGACAUCCAUCUCCUGGCAAGUUACAACAUCUUUCUGGUAUUCUGCAUUUGCGUAAAGAUGUGUUUUCGAAAACUAUUUUACCUUUACCUAUUCCGGUUGGUCUUGAUUUUAAUUCACCUGUUUCUGAUAUUGCUCCUGUUGCAUCUCAUUCUCCUGUGCUUCUGAUAUUUCUCAUGCUACUGAUGCAUCUCAUACCUCUCAUGCAUCUGCAUCACGCUCUAAUGCCACUUCUAUAUCACGGGAGACUGUUUCAUAGGGCACAGGACAGAGUCGCCUACUCAAUGGCAUGUCACGACCUAAGCGUGUGCCUAAGGCUCCAGUCAUAUGUUCUUUCUUAUUCCCUUGAGACGGAACCAACGACAUUCAAACAGGAUAUGACUUCUCCACAUUUUAGACAUGCCAUGAACAAAGAACUUGUGGCCAUGGAAGUAAACAGGACUUGGACUAUUGAAUCAUUGCCUCUUGGUAAGAAUGUGGUGGGUUGUAAAUGGGUGUAUACGAUCAAGUAUAAGGCUGAUUGGACUAUAGAACGGUAUAAGGCUUGGUUGGUUGUGAAGGGUUCCACACAGCAGGAGGGUGUGGAUUUUACCGAAACAUUUUCUCCUGUUGCCAAGCUCACUAGUGUGAAGCUUCUUCUUGCUUUAACGGCUAUCAAAGGUUGGAGUCUCUGCCAAAUGGACGUGUCUAACGCUUUUCUCCACAGUGAUUUGGAUGAGGAGAUAUACAUGAGCUUGCCUCAGGGCUAUACUCCCACGUCUGGUACUUUGCCUCCGAAUCCGGUUUACCGCCUUCACAAGUCCUUAUACGGGUUGAAACAAGCGUCGCGACAAUGGUAUAACAGUUUGUCGGAUGUUCUUCUUCGCUCUGGUUUCAAGCAAUCUGCCUCUGACAACACGCUCUUUGCCAAAAACUCGCUCUUCCCUUGGAAUAUCUGUUUGUCAACGCAAAUAUGCCUUGAUCUUUUAUCUGAUGCUGGUCUUUUGGGAUGCAAACCGAGCUCUGUUCCGAUGGAUCCAACCGUCAAGUUGACUAAGGAAUCAGGCACUGAUUUGCUUGACCUUGCAUCAUAUCGUACUUUGUUCAUGCAUUGCCCGACGGAUGUGCAUCUCGGUGCUGCACACAAGAUCCUACGUUACCUCAAGAAUAACCCGGUUCAGGGUCUCUUCUUCUCUGCUUCUUCAUCUAUCUGUCUGAAUGCAUUUUCCGAUGCUGAUUGGGGGACUGUUCCAUCACUGGAUACUGUGUAUCUUGGCAAGUCUUUAAUCACAUGGAAGUCAAAGAAGCAAUUUGUGGUGAGUCGUAGCAGCACGGAGUCUGAAUAUCGGAGUAUGGCUCAAACGACUUGUGAGCUGUUUUGGUUGCAACAAUUGCUCACGUUUCUGCAGAUUGACGUAUGCACCUCUGCGAAGCUCUUUGGUGACAACAAGUCUGCUAUCUACAUUGCUACAAACCCGGUGUUCCAUGAAUGUACUAAGCAUGUAGAGAUUGAUUGUCACACUGUGCGUGAUCAAGUCAAGAAUGGCUUCUUGAAGCUCAUGUGUGUUGCCAGCGAGAAUCAACAUGCUGAUAUUCUCACUAAACCGCUACAUCCUGGUCCAUUCUUCUCCCUUCUCAAUCUCAAUCGUAUGUCAGUUUCAAGCCUCUUUUCAUCACAGCAAGGUUCUGAAACAGUGGCUUGA
Microthlaspi erraticum is the source of this 2931-nucleotide messenger RNA. The record is from the annotation of a GenBank genome assembly. NCBI's taxonomy places the organism in Eukaryota, Viridiplantae, Streptophyta, Magnoliopsida, Brassicales, Brassicaceae.